This is a messenger RNA of Diorhabda sublineata, 7459 nucleotides long. Its product is annotated as tolloid-like protein 2. NCBI's taxonomy places the organism in Eukaryota, Metazoa, Arthropoda, Insecta, Coleoptera, Chrysomelidae. Gene Ontology annotation, cellular component: plasma membrane. Gene Ontology annotation, molecular function: protein binding. Bases 48 to 2591 code for a protein of 847 amino acids. The transcript is spliced from 15 exons. The record is from RefSeq and is a predicted model, not a curated record.
AAUAGCCGUCAAAGAGAAUGUACUAAACGAUAAUAAAUUGCUUGCGCAUGCAGAGACACAGUAUGGCCCCAGAUAACCGGUACACCUCAGGGAGAAGACUUGUACUGUCGAUCCUAUGCCUACAAGCUAUUUGUCUUCAGGUUACCAGCGAGUGUGAUCAGACGUUUGUAAGUAGACCCGGAGGUCCAAUGAACGGAACAUUCUACGCUCCGGAAUUCGAGAACCCUCGUGGUCACUCAAGAAACUGCGUCUACACAUUUCUCGCGGGACCCGGACAAAGGGUUCAAGUUACCUUCAUCAGUUUCAACCUCAGAGGUCGACCGCCAGAUGGAGCUGCUGUUGGAGAUCUCCCUGCUUGUAUUCACGAAUACAUGGACAUUUAUGCGGAGGUGUUGCAACCGAAUCCAGCGGAAUUGGUGAAUACACCUUUUGGCGGAAGAUACUGUGGGCAAAUACGACCGAGAACAAGAGUAUCUCUUUAUAGGGCGAUGGCUCUCUCCUACCAUACGGAUAAGAAUGCUUCAACAAAUGAUAUAUUUAUGGGAAAAUAUGAGUUUAUUAAUGACACUGAAUUUGAAGUUGGUACGCCUUUAGCUGGAGGACCAUGUAAUUUUUUGGUUAAAGGAUCGGUGAAACACACAGGAUCAAUAUUAACGCCGACCUAUCCUGGUGCCUAUCCUAAAGCACUGCACUGCUCUUACCAAUUCCUUGGUAGUCCUGGAGAAAGAAUCCGACUGGAAUUUAGAGAUUUCGAUUUGUUUUUUGGAGGGCCUCAUUGUCCUUUUGACUAUGUGAAAGUCUACGAUGGACCGGAUAAUAGUUCAGCUGUGAUUGGUACCUACUGUGGUCAACAACGUAAUUUAGUAAUUUAUUCGUCAGAAUCCACCCUUCUUGUUGCAUUCGUCACACUCCCACGCACUGCCAAUACUCAAAACCGAGGAUUCAAAGGAAUUUUUGAGUUCUCAAAUUCAUUCACUAAACUAGAUUUCAUAAAAAACGAUGGGGAGCACAUCCGAGGUACCGAGUGUGAUCAAAAAAUUCUGAGUAAAAAAGAAUCCAGCGGCGUUGUCGUUAGUCCAAACUAUCCAUUUCCAUAUAUGCCUAAAUUGGUUUGCAGAUAUUUCAUAUAUGGUAUGCAAGAUUCUCAGCACUUGGAAAGGGUGCGGUUGGAUUUUGUGAUGUUCGAAGUACCAAAAGGACCCAAAGGAGAUUGUUCCGAUGGAUAUUUGAAAAUCUACUUAAAAGGCCAGGAGACUACGGAUUCAUAUGACAAGUUCGACUAUGAAAUGUGCGGAGAAAAUACGAAACCUACACUCGUGGUUUCCGAUGGUCCCAGAUUAGUGAUGGUGUUCAGUAGUGGAGAACUUAUGGGUCGGGGUUUCAAAGCCAACUAUUCUUUUGAGACUGAAUAUAGAAUUCCUGGUACUGCAGCACCGGAUGGUUCCUGUUCGUUCACGUAUUUGAGCACCAGUAAAAAGAAGGGGGAAUUCAAUUCUCCUCGAUAUCCUUCGAAUUAUCCAAGCGACACCAAUUGCACCUAUCUCUUUUUGGCCACUAAUAACGAACAGGUCACUUUAGUUUUUGACAAUUUCAAAAUACGCGCAGACGAUGUUAAUGCAUCUAUUGGUUCCUAUGGAACUACUCUUUGUCAAGAAGAUUGGAUCGAAAUAUUUAACGUCUACCGUGAUGGUUCAGAAACGAAAAUUGGGAGAUAUUGUCAAACAUCCGCACCUGGACCCAUAGAAUCUCCAAGAGGCGCUACUGGACUGAAAAUUGUCCUUCAUUCGGAUUCUGAAGGCGUUUAUAGCGGUUUCAAAGCAAGGUAUAGUUUCGACACUGCGAAAUCUAUUUUUGGCGAUUGCGGCGGUAAUGUUAGUAGUUUGGAUUCAGGCGAAAUUAGUAGUCCCAAUUUUCCGAAAAAUUACGAAGCUCCGUCAAAGAAUCAAACUUCGAGAAGCUGCAACUGGUAUAUAACUGUCAGACCGAAAUAUAAAGUGUUGUUGGUUUUCGAGAAGUUUGGAAUUGAGGGAGAUCCUCAAACGCGAGGAUGUCCUGCUGCGGUAUUUAGGCUGUGGACUGAUGUUUCCUCUACCCCCAUCGAACUUUGUGGUGAAAAAGGUAUAAACGAUAAGUGGCAGUACGUUUCUACAUCCAAUGCGAUGAGGUUUAGCUUCAUAACGGCUGACAAAGCUGUUGGUGCUCAAGGAUUUCGAGCGGUCUGGACUGAAGUGAUAGAAGGACCAAGCUGCGACGAAUUCCAAUGCGUUAAGUCGGGGUUCUGCAUUCCCGACAAAUUACGGUGUAACAAGGUCAAUAAUUGUGGAGCAGACGACGAAUCAGACGAGGAGGAUUGUACGUCAAACGAACAAUCUAAAGAGAAAUUUCGUCUUUCCUGGUUAAUAGCCAUCGCCGUUAUUUUGCUCAUAUUGGUAUUCCUUUGCAUCAUUUGCCACAGAAAAAGAAGAAGACGUCGAAGAAGAGCAUUGCAUCGUUCCAUAAAUGUCCCAGCCGUCCCGGGGACAUCGCGUCAACCUCCGAUCCACUUUUGCGAAGAAUUAGGCGAACGAUUCGCGUCCGUGGACAGUGUCUGAUGAUGGUUGAAGGCGCCACUUUCGAAACGUUACCUUGCAUUUACUUUUAAGUUGUCAGCAAUAUUAUCGAGAAAACAGGGUCUGAAUAUUGAUCUAUCUAAUCGACUGAAUUAGUUAUGAGUUUAAAUUAUGCAUACAUUUUUCCAUAUUAGUUUUCAAAUUUCAACAAAAUUGAAAAUUAGUUUUUAGAAAGAAAUUGUGCAUUUGUCUUUAACAAAAUUGAAAAACAAUGCCUUUUAAAUUAUAAAAUAAGUCUCAAAAUACAGGUAGUCAUUAUUUUCUUUUUAGUCAAACUUUUUUGCUCAUUUUAUUGUGAGAGAGGAUCUACAUUACUUUGACCGUUCUUCAAAAACUGUCUAAGAAACGUAAUUCGCUUCAUAUUGUGGCUCUUGUUCAACUUUUUUUGGAAACUGACAUGUCAACAGCACUUAAUCCCCCCAACUUUUAAAUAAAAAACUAAUAUCAUUUCACAAUUCAAUGGAAUUCGAAUCGUUAACCGCCUGUAACUUGACACGACUGAGGGAUUUGAGCCAGCACUGACGUUAGUUGUAGCGAUUGAGCGUGCAAUUAUACAACGCGAAAAAUGGCUUCUCGUAACUUCGCAAUGAGCUAAUCUCGCUAUAAUAAAACAACCCCAAUUUCGAGAUGGUCAACAACAUCGGCCAGGUUGAAAGUUCUAUUUUGUUUUUUUUUAGAUUUUGUUAGAUUUAUCAAGAUUCUUUUCACGCAAAUAGUUGGUUAAAAAAAUUUCUUCAUGUAUUCCUUUCAUGAUUUUUUGAGUGUAAUGAGUACUUUCAUUACAUAAUACAAACAAAUAUUGCUUGGCAAAAAACAAAAUAGGAUAUUCUCACAUUCCAAUUCGAUGAUGUUGUCUAAAGUAUUGUUAGUUAUUGUUCAAUUUUAACUUACUUUGUUCUCCAAUAAACAUAUUGGUGAUUUGAUAUUUGUAAUAUAUCACUAUCACAGUUUGUUUCAGAAAUUGAUUCCAAUGAUAAAGCUACAUGAAACUCUAGCUAAUGACAAUUUUUUUUCCUAUUACGUUUUUAAAAUUUGUUUGUAGGUACUUGAAAAACAUGGCUUCAAUUUUAUGAGAACUUUCAACCAUCAAUAAUUUUUAUAAUCCAACUUUAAAACCUAUAUUUUCUCUUCUUAUCAAAUCACAUAAAAUAAUUAGUAAUUUGAUUUUUCCACUUGAAAUAUUGAUUACUUAUGAUCCAGAUGAAUAACACAAGUUUGUUAUAUGGCUUUUAAUAUAUUCUAAACAACAUUUGAAACAAUAUCUAGUAUAUUCUUUUGAAUUAUGUAGUUGAAACAAUGCAGUAGUUUCCACCGGGUGUUAAUUAUCAUAUGUGACGCUAAUUAGAUUUGAUUAAUUUAUUUAAAACCUUUUCGUGGAUUGUAUAUUGAUGAUAUUCAAAUAGUACUGUUUGGAAUCCACCACACGUUGUACACGCACCACCUUCCAUUCUAUGUUUUACCUCUUCAAGUAUCGAAUAAAACAAUUGGUGUUUCUUAUGGCUACACAAAAUUUGACACCGUAAUUCUAUUGAAGCUGGCCGGAAACUUUUUUUAUGCGCAUUCUUCAUUGUUAAAAUUUUUCAUAAUAUUACAAACCAUGGUAGAAAUUUCUCGUUGGUAUGAUGAAAUAUUUGAUAUCAGUUAAGAUGGAUAUACUGAUAUAGGAAUCGUUUCCUUUGCAUGGUUUGGAUUGGAAUGUUCAAACGUUGCUUCUCUGGAACAAUUAUAUCAGUAAGGGAAGAGUAUAAUUGCAGCUGCAUUAUUCCCAGUCGUCGGUAAUUUGCCUGAAGGAUGACACCUACUCCGUUUAAAUUGAGCUAUUUUUUCUCUGUAUUUUAUGGAAGCUCAACCCAAAUGAUUAAAUAGUUAUUCACAGUUUAAUAAAUGUUUUUGUAGCAUCAAAUGUUGUUCUUAAUUUGUUUACGCAUCUGUUUGUUUCCGGCAAGUUUUCUCAAACUUUCUCAAACUCAAACUUUCGUAUAAUCUGAUCUUCUUGGCAAUAUUUUCUCGCUGGAUCUCCAAUCUGUUAUUUUUCUCAUUCCCUGUAGUAGUAUUUUUGAUUUAAUUGUGUUAACUAUAUCCUCAUUUUCUAAUAUAUUCUUGGUCCAUGAAUUUUCUCAAUUAUUAUUCUCAGUUGUUUUUGAUCCAUAUUUGUUAGACUAGACCAGAAAUUGGCAAGAGGCAAUUCGAGCUCUAGGAAACCCAAAGACAUCUCAAGGGUAGCGACGCCAAGAAUCUAUAGGAUAGUUAUACGUGAAGAGAUGAGAUGCAUGUAAGAUAGGAGUGUUAAAAUUUUUUUAAAGGAUAUAAGUGGACCAAGAUGAAUUGAGAAGAAGAACGAGUAGAUAUACAGAUUAGAGGAUUAUAUGGUCAGGCAGAGAUCGGCUAUAGCGAUAAAAAGACUGCGUUUGCUGAAGAGUUAAGAUGGAAGGAAAUAGAUCGAUGGAAAGAGCAUUGACAAGUGAAGAAGACGCAAACAAGAUGACGUCCAUGCAAAACGAAUUGAAGAGUAACAAUUUAGCGACUUUAAGGUAUAAGACUAUGAGGCCUACAGUGCUUUGUUGUGUUUCCGCAGUUUAUGUAACUACUGGUUUUAUUUUGAAGACAUAUAUGAUAUAGCGAAGUUUGAAGUAAUACAUCUAUUUUAGUAGAAUUAACAACACGCUCAAGUGAGGUAUAGAAUUCUCAACAUUGUGUGUUUCUUAUUACAUUGAAUGUAAAGGACGCCAUCGAAUUUCUAUUGGAAAAUCUCAUACACUGACAGACUGAGAAACGUGGCUAAGAAUGAUAACUUGUGACAAUCUUUAUUCCUAGGCUUUUAAACCAUCGAGGGGCAUUAUUUAUCAGUUUUAGAGGAAACUUUUUAGUCUCUUUAUAUUUAUAUAAUUUAUAUCAAAAUAUAAUAUUAUAUAAAACACAAUUUCUGAAUCUGUAACGAUCUUUUGCACAUUAUAUCGACGUUCUCGAUUUUUUUUUUGGAAAAAUAUAUGUAAUAACAACAUUUAAAUGAUUGUUAUGACUGUGACUAAUUCAGUAAGUUGAGAAUAGAUUGAUUUCAAUUGAAGUAACCGUUAAAUGUUCAUAAAAGUGCUAUUCUACUUUGGAGUGCCAUUCCACGAUACCGCGUCACCGAUAUUUUCGGCAUUUGAAGAGAUUUACUAAUCGUAGUCUCAUAACCAGCAAUUCUUGUUAUAAUUCGACAUAAUAUCGCAAACUCAUUAAUUAUUUGUAUUCAAUACUCAACUUGAACAACUGUUCAUUAAACAAAUUAUUGCUUAAAACAAUGAAAUCCACUCUAAUCAUAUGUAUGAAGUUGUUGAAAUUUUGCUUGAUUUUAGAUCUUUUCUGACUGAAAUUUGAUUUUUAAAAAAGGUUAAAAAUUUGAACUAUGAAUUGUAUUCGAAUUGUUUGAGUAUUUGUCGUCAAUUUUUAGUAGUUUUAUGAACUAAUUUCUAAUCAGAAGAGAUCUAGAAUAAAUACAUUUUAACAUCAAAUUAUAAUAAUAUGAAUAUUGAUUGAGGAUAUUGUUAAUUCUAACUGAAAUGGUGUCUUUCUGUGAUAAAAUUAGUGAAUUAUGGAAUAUAAUGCAAAUGUCUGUUUUGUCUACUGUCACGAGGAAACUAUUGAUUACUUUAUCAUAAUAAGAUGAAACUUUGAUUGUCAUAUCUUCUUUUUCGAAAAAAUCUGCAAUAGAUUCACUAAUCUCUAGAUUAAAAAUUAGAAAUUCUUAUGGGAUUCAUCAGCAUCCUUCACCUUCACCUUCACAUUCAAAGACAAUUAAAUAAUAUAGAAACAUGACUAAAUGUGUGGUGAAUCAAAACUAAUGAAUCAAUAUCUGUCCAAGGGACAUUUACAUUGAGAAGAGGCCAGACCAGUGUCCUCCAGUUUUUUCAAUAAACCAAUUUUGAUGUAUAAUUUCCUGCUAUCGAAAUAUGCUAGUGAAUCAAAUACAAGUAUCAUCCAAAGGAGUCAAUCCAAAAUUUUACAUAUUAUAUGGUACGUUUCAAACCAAAGUUUUCAUGAAUAAUUAAAAAUACUUGACAUACAAAAGUAAUCGCAGAUCAAUGUAAAAAACACUGAAAAAGACUGCACAUCAAUCCCCUAUUCUAUCCACCCUCAGAACUCUAGCUGGAUGAAGUAUCAGAAGAAACUCGUUGAACUGAAAGAUGGUGGAAAAGGUGAUAUCACUGGAGACGACUGCCAGUAGGACUUCGCUUACAAGCCAACCAACUGUAAAGUUUUGAUUUCUUACAAAACAAAAUUAUAUAAAAACAUAUCCUGCAAAUACUACACACGAUGUUUUAGUCGAUCUAGGAAAUUAUUCAAACUACGACACUGAAAUUUGUCUAUUCAUUUGUUCCAAUAGCCACAAGAUGAUAGUGUUUUUGCUUUUGAAAAUUAAUUAGCAUUAUAUUUUUAUAAUGACGAUGAUGAUAAUUUAAGACUCCAUUAUUCAUUAGAAUGAACUGUUAAUAUUAUUAUCACGCUGUUAUCAUGAGCAUUCACUUCAAAAUUUAAACAAACUUUUUCAUUAUAUAUAAAUAUUUAUCAUAGUUUAUAACGCAUAGAAAUUAAUACGAUCUUUUCUCUGCUGAUACUUUAGAUCAUGGAAAUAGCUAAUUCAGUGUUAGUUUGCUAUAUUUCCAAUAAAUAGCAGGGAUAUAUGAUUCUUCUUAUAGAAAGACAAUUCCAUCUAAAAUAAAAAUCCUCAAAUUUGGAAAUGUGAGUUUGCGAUAUGAAUUUUAUUUGAAAAUAAAGCAUACAAUCCAAUAUGACAAUAAAAAGUAGGUAAUAAUAGUAAAUUCAAAAUUUAUAUACGUACAAUUGUGUUUAAGUUGGAAUUUCUGGAA